UUUCUGCUCCGGCUUCCUGCUGCUCCCCGCAGACAAAUCCCAGCUCCCAACAGAGCCUGCCGGCCGGAGCCCAGAGCAACAUACAGGCAUCGUUUCCUCCAGUGCUUUAGUGUGAGAUACAGCAGGGAUUUCCCAGUACGAAAGCCCUGAUGGGUGUGUGCCCUUCCGUGCGGUCCCAGCGGCAUGUUGCACGUGGCCUGCAGAGAGCAUUUGGAAAGCUGCUGAGAGCCAGGCUCCAGGUCGCCCUGGCUGCUCUGCAGCCUUGGCGAUCACAGCCUGGGUCUCCCAUCCCGUUACCUGGCCCCUCCCAGUCACUAGGGGAAAAGGAGAUCUCAACAUGCAAUGGGGACGAGUCUCAUCUGUUCUUGAUUCUAGAUGACGCUGAUGCUCCUUAUCCAGAGGAUUGGGUGGACACUGCUUUUGUGCCUCAGGGGAACCCCAGAGGUCUUCUCGGUGAAGUACCGAAGCGGAGUCCUGUUUCUGAGCCUGGGCUGGAUGCCAGAGGUCCUGAGAUAUGGAAAGAGACAUCAAGAACUGGAAAAUAUCCACAGAGGCUCUCCCAUGUCCUGAAGAAAAUCAUGAAGGAGAAGGCAGCACAGGAGGCAGAUGGAGAGCCUGAGCACAGGGAUGCAUUUCAGGCAGGCAGUCAUCGCACAGCGCACGUCCCUCCAGGAGCAACAGAGGCCAAGCACACGACUGGCGCUCCAGGUAAAGCCCCUCCUGGAGCUCCGUGGCCGUGGUCAGAGGUUGCUCCCCUCCCAUCACCCACAGUUCCCAGGGAUUUAGGAACUUUGGCCAGGGGAACCACAUUCAGCAGAUGAGGAGAGGAAAUAGGACCCUCCGACGUACCUCCCUCCCACAGUCCCUGCAUUCCAGAGCUUGCUGUGCCUCCCUUGAGGCGCCUGGCACACCAGCAGCCCGCAGCGGGAUCCCUCCUGCAAACUGAGCUCCAGAGGGACACACUGACUCCCUAGAGGGAGCCUCCCUGUCCUGCCUCCUCUUUGCCUGCACCAUGCUGAGACUUUGCCUUUCUCUCAUUCUUCACAGUGCUGUUAAAGCCCCAGGAAGCCCUGUACAACUGGAUCCGUGGUUUUUUUCUGAAGAAUCCAGGUGAGCAACAAUCAGGCAGGAGUUCAUAAAGGGGAGAAAACUCAGAGCCUGCAAGUUGUGCCCACGCUGGGGGAAAGGCAAAAAGGGAGAGGCAAGUUCAGGUGCCUGUAGAGAUGGCCUGACUCUGCCUCCGAGUGGGUUCCCAGUGGGAGGGGGGAGCUCAGGGCUUGUUCUUGUCCAUGUCACUCAUAGCACAAUUGGUUAAAGAGAUCCACACGCUCUCCUUCUGCUCUAAGGAGUUUUUUUUAGUCAGACUACGUGCCCCAAGCGGUCACGGUGUGCCUGCAGCAGCACUGCCCAGCCUCACGAGGCGAGGGUGGGCGAGUGCAAAAGAAAUCUUAGAGCAUGAUGGAGAAGAAGGAGCAAAUCCAUGGCCCAGGAGCAUUUGGAUGGUGGCAGAGCCAGAGUGUAAACAAAGCUGAGAGGCAGAACAGAGGCUCCAGAGUGCGUUGAUGUGCAGCGCCUUUGGGAACUCCCUUA
Messenger RNA from Lagopus leucura (white-tailed ptarmigan), 1590 nucleotides. RefSeq lists its product as uncharacterized. The record is from RefSeq and is a predicted model, not a curated record. The transcript is spliced from 4 exons. The coding region runs from base 150 to 821 and encodes 223 amino acids. Lineage: Eukaryota; Metazoa; Chordata; Aves; Galliformes; Phasianidae.